This is a messenger RNA of Punctularia strigosozonata HHB-11173 SS5, 1370 nucleotides long. RefSeq lists its product as uncharacterized. Gene Ontology annotation, molecular function: protein binding. The coding region runs from base 1 to 1020 and encodes 339 amino acids. The record is from RefSeq and is a predicted model, not a curated record. NCBI's taxonomy places the organism in Eukaryota, Fungi, Basidiomycota, Agaricomycetes, Corticiales, Punctulariaceae. The transcript is spliced from 3 exons.
AUGGGAGGCAAACAACCUAAAAGCACCCCACCGACUCGACACGCUCGCUUGCCCCUGGAGGACCACCCUUCCACCCGUCGCUUGUCAUCAUCUCCCGACUUUACUUUUAUCAUCAGCUCGGCACCGGGCCCAAAUCUAAGACACUGUAAUAAUCGGCGGUCAAUGACGUUUAUUCCACGCCCGUUUCCUCCUCCCGCCCUUGUCGGCGUCCCGCUCGAGUACAUCAAGGUUCAGCUUCACGAGCUUGCACCUCAGUACUGGGCCUCACCAGAUACGGCGGACUGUACCAUCGUUGUACCGAUUCCGCUGAAGCAGGCAGACACUCCGGAUGCCCCCUUGUUCCCGCCGGGCACGCUGGGCUCUGCACGUAGAGCUGCCGCUCAUGAUCCCUCGGGCACUGGCAGGCGCGCCACGGAGCCUUCAAUGCCAUUCGCACCUCGGAUACUCAUGAGGCUCCACGUGGACUACCUAUCUGCGCAUUCGCCGUUCUUUCGCGCGCUGUUCAGCGGUACCUUGCCGAUGGACCUCUUGAGCUCGAGGUCGCCCAGUUCCUGUCAAUCUCAAUCAAAGCUUUCUCCCCGCCUAAUAUCCUCCUCGACGACUCAAAUAUCCGUCUUCAUCCCCGUUCCCGAUGCGUCCUCAUUCCGCGUCCUGAUUCACUGGAUAUACUUUGGCCAGACGCAACUCCUCGCCGAGUGCCUCGCGCGCGGCGUGGUGAGUUGGGAGGGUGUCGCCCGAAACGUCGAGUACCUGCAACUCGGGAACGAGAUCAGGUCCUUCCUCGGUGGUUGGUGGGCAACGUACCUACGGCCGGGUGCGUUAGAACUGAAAGCCGACUCAGACGAUGAAGAACUGGAGGAUGUCGUGAGCGGGAGCGAAAGUGAGGCUGGGAGCGAAUUCUCCACGACGGAGUCCGACGAUGACGACGACGACGACGACGCGGAGUUCUACGCCAAUGCAUGUCGUUCACAAGAUGACCGCAUAUCGCCGAGAGGGAGGCAGCGUACACGAUCCCCAUAGCUUCCGUCUUCACAACGUCUUCGGCCAACGCAUCAAUGACCACAUCCAACCGCUCGCGCGUCUCUUGGAUGCUGCACGCAUGCCGACUGCUGCUAUCCUACAGCACAUGGUUAUUUGCUGUAUCUUUAUUGCCUUGCAGAUCACUCCCUUCUCGCAGUAGGGCGGUGGUAUAGCAAGGCUGCUUCCUCGUUCCGUCUUGGACCACCAUAGUUUCAGGGCGUAUAUUUUCGCCUUCCUCCUUACUUCUCCCGGACACCUCCACCCUUCGUAUCUUCGUCAUUCGUUUUGCCGAUAUACCUCGUGCAACCCACGCCUUAUCCUAGUCCCGAACCAUACAAAUGUACUAUCAC